Rhincodon typus (whale shark) is the source of this 3045-nucleotide messenger RNA. Its product is annotated as peroxisome assembly factor 2-like. Lineage: Eukaryota; Metazoa; Chordata; Chondrichthyes; Orectolobiformes; Rhincodontidae. The transcript is spliced from 13 exons. The record is from RefSeq and is a predicted model, not a curated record. Gene Ontology annotation, molecular function: ATP hydrolysis activity; ATP binding. Gene Ontology annotation, biological process: protein import into peroxisome matrix. Bases 31 to 3045 code for a protein of 1004 amino acids. Gene Ontology annotation, cellular component: cytosol; peroxisomal membrane.
GGCGGUGCCGGUGUGGUGAUUCCUCUCCCCAUGGCUGUCCGUCCUGAGCUCCGGCUCUGCCGGCGCUUCCCUCUUCACCUCCACCCGCUGCAGGUUCUCACCCCGGCAGUGGCCUUCAGUUCCGGGUCCCGGCCCAGCGCAGGCUCUCACUGGGUCCUCUGCCUGAGAAGCGGCACGUCCUGGGCCCCGAAUCCAGGCCUUUUCAUCUCCGCCACCGUCAGCGAGGAGGAGCCUCCCGAGGCCAGGCCGGGGCCGGGCCCUGAGCCUGAGCCGGAGCCUGAGCCUGAGGAGGAGCCUCCCGAGGCCGGGCCAGGGCCGGGGCCGGGGCCCGAGGAGGAGCCGCCCGAGGCCGGGCCGGGGCCGGGGCCCGAGGAGGAGCCGCCCGAGUCCGGGCCGAGGCCUAAGGAGGAGCAGCCCGAGGCUGGGCCCCGGGGGCAGGUUACUGGAGUCCCCCUCCGCAUCUACACCAGCAAGCUGUUUCCCAAACAUUACGGGUUAUGGAUGGAGGAGAAUGUGGAGGAGGAAUCCCAGGGGCUGCGAGAUGAUGGGUUUGGUGCCCAGGCCUGCCUGAGGGUCUCUGUGAUACACUCAGUGCCCACCCUGACCAAGGUGGUGCUAGGUGCCCGCACCAGGGCCAGCUUGUGCUGGGCUGGCUCACACAACUUUGCCAAUGGCCUGCUGCUCCUGAUAUGCCAGCAGCAUCAGAUCCUGCUGAGGCAGGGUGAUGUUCCCAUUAUACCUUACCACCCCCUAUUCGGGGAGGACAGCAGCGAAGUCUUUACCAAUCUGAUGGACCUGGUGGUCCUGGAGUGUCAGCCUGUUCUGCAAGGAGUCCUGUCCGUUAACACUAGCCUGGUACUCACUGAAUUCAGGGAGUCCGGUCAGCUGCCCUGUACCGAGCUGCAGCCAUUCAGGCUGCUCCAGCCUCUUUGCGUUUCUGAUUUUGCCCAUUACACGAGUGGAGUUUGGGGGACAGGCUUUGGGAUGGAGCAUGGAAAACCGCUGGACUCUGACAUGAUGACUUUUCUGCGGGCCCUGGAGUGCAGGCUGGAGGUUACCGUGGUGGAUGUGCCUGCACUGCUCGACAGCGGGAAGCUUCGACCCCGAGCUGUGGCUGGGCAACCCAGCGGCCUGGAUGCUGAUAACCUGCUAGUCCUAACCAAAUCAUCUCUGCAGUGCCUCGGUCUUUUCAACCACGAGUGGGUCCUCGUCUCGUUGCUGGAACUGGCAGUGGAGCGGGAGCAGAGGGCUAUGCGUGCAGAGCUUGACACAGAGCAGCCCAAUCGGAAAGGGGAACCAGGAGCCUACAGCAGUCCUGGGCUGACGGGAGGCAGCCCCGAUCAGUGGCUGCAUGGACGGCUUGCCUCUGUGGUUGUGGUGGAUGUGGCUAACAGUGCCCAGCUGGAGCUGGCAGAGAACACAGCGGCAAUCUCGCACACGCUUUGGUUUAACGUUUCCAAUGGGGCCCCAAUCCCCAUCGCCAAUAGGACGCUGAAAAUCAAGCGAUUUUAUCAGACAUCCGGUGUGAGCAAACAGCUGAAGGAUAGUCGUUCGGCCCUAUCUGUCCCUCCACUGGCAAAUGAACUACAUGUAAAAGUCAUCUUCUCUCCAACAUACAAUGCCAGAGCUGUGUACGAUGGUCUGCUGUUUGAGCAUUUUAAAACACCAAGGCUUAUCCAUUCAGGAGAUGUGCUGUGUGUCCGAACACAGGGCAAGGCUGAAUUCAUCGAGAACUGUUCAGAGAGAUUGGUGAGAUGGCCUGUGCUGUACCUGAAGGUGAGCUCAGUGUCUGGGCACACACCUACUGAGCCUGGCCCUGGCUUCCUGGCUGAUAGCGAGCACACCUCCCUCUACCUGGAUGGUUGUGUUAACAGUUUUAUCCCUGCCGCAGCUGCAUCCAAUGGUCUUCAAUUCUGGGGCAGCGCAUCUCCCCCUGGACUGACCGACACUGUGGACAUCCUCGGUAGCAUCAUGCAGCCCUACCUGCACACUGGGCCUCCAGUACUAGAUUGGCCGUGCAGUGUCCUGUUGUGGGGUCCGAGUGGGUGUGGGAAGACCACAGUGCUCCAAGCUGCUUGCUCCAAGUUUAACCUGCAUCUAGUAAAGGUGGACUGUGCCUCUCUCUCCGCUGAUUCCACUGGGGCCUCAGAAGCCAAGCUCCAAGCUGCCUUUGCAGAAGCCGAGAUUUACUGUCCGUGUGUUCUGCUGCUGCACAAUCUGUCGAUGAUUGGGAGAAUAAGAGAUGAUGUCGGUGCAGAUUCACGCCUGAUCUCUUCACUUCACCGAUUCAUGAAGGACCUCCGCCUGAGUUGCAAUGAGUACCCAGUGGUGGUGGUUGGGACAGUGGGCCGGCUGCAGGACCUCUUUCCUGAUGUCCAGACGCUGUUUCUCCAUGACCUGGGAAUGGAGAGUCUCUCCGAGGACCAGAGGAAACUCAUCAUGGCAGCACUCAGUACAGAGCUCCCCCUGGGCAAGGAUGUCAACCUGGCCAAGCUCGCCAAGUUAACAGCUGGUUAUCUGCUGAGUGACCUGUGUGCGUUGCUGAACCAUGCUAGCCAUGCAGCCUGCAGCCGCUUAAAGGCUACCUGUUUUCCAGGAGCUGCCCUGAGUGUGGAGCAAGAGUUGGAUUUAUGCACGGCUGGAGUGACAAUCCUGUGGGAGGAUUUUCAGACUGCCUUAGAUCACCUACAGAAUGAACUGUCCCAGGCGAUCGGAGCUCCAAAGAUUCCCACGGUGAGGUGGCAAGAUGUGGGAGGUCUACAAGAGGUUAAGCGUGAAAUUCUGGACACGGUGCAACUUCCCCUGGACCAUCCCGAGCUGCUAACGCUCGGCCUGCGCAGAACUGGCCUCCUCCUGUAUGGACCCCCUGGAACUGGUAAAACCAUGCUGGCUAAAGCCAUCGCGACGGAGUGUGCCAUGACCUUCCUCAGUGUUAAAGGCCCUGAACUGAUCAAUAUGUACGUGGGACAGAGUGAGGAAAAUGUGCGAGAAGUGUCUCACUCACUCACUGCGAUUGUUUCUCAGUGUCUCACUCACUCAUUGUGA